Messenger RNA from Phytophthora sojae, 189 nucleotides. RefSeq lists its product as hypothetical. The annotation marks the transcript as partial. The record is from RefSeq and is a predicted model, not a curated record. The transcript has a single exon. Lineage: Eukaryota; Oomycota; Peronosporomycetes; Peronosporales; Peronosporaceae.
UUUCGAUAUAUGAAGUUGCUUGAGUUCAACUCGAACAGACUGGUGUAUUCUAUUGAUCAAGAGGAGAAGGAUAUUUACGCUAAGAUGAAGGCCAACAUCGCUGGAGGUCCGUCUAUUAUCUUCAACCGCUACGCUAAGCGCAACGAGACGAAGAUUCGCGGAGGUAAGGUCUGCAAGAAAAUUAUCGGA